GUGUGUGUGUGUGUGUGUGUGUGUGUGAGGGGGUCGGUGCAGGUCAUGUAGCGGGAGGCGGGUGUGCAUCGUGCAGCCUAAGCAUUCCCACAAAAAUAAUUUGAAGUGACCAUGAUAGAAAGCUCUAACCACGAAAUAUUUCUCUCCCAGCAUCCCACGCAGAGUGCGAUGUGAAAGAGUUUGUGAUCACAGCAGUUGGCAGAGUGUGGGAGCAGUUCAAGUGGGGAAUAUGAUGAUGUCAGCGGGCGACAACUUUUUCGCUUAGUUAUGGCGGAGGUCAACUUUAGAAAGUUGGCCAACUUUCGGAUUCGCAGCCCGGCACCCGUGGACCUGCGCUAAAUGUGUACCCGGGUUUGUCGAGAUUUAAAGGGGCUGCGAGCGGCCAGCGAUCGGUGAACGUGAGGGCCCGAAGCGUCGAACGUUAAAUCUUGGCUUCUUUAGGCUGGUCCCAAAGUAUCUUUCGGUUUUGUACCCAACGCCGGACUUGGUGUAGACCCGAAAGGUUCACCGGCGUCUGGCCGUUCGUCCCCAGGCGGAACUCGCAGCGACCAUUACAUUGGAGCUGAUGUAAAACUACUGCAAACAUCCGAGAAUCCAAGCGGCCGUGUAGUCUCCUGGAUUGCACAGAUCCUCUGCCUGUCUGAUCAAAAUGGAGUAUAAUCUGGGAUUCUGGAAAUCCACCAGUAAUGGUUUCAGUCCACAAGAUUUUUUCCAUGAUGUUUCUACAUCUGUUUCCCCCACCUUUGCUCAUCACUUUGCAUAUCGUCGUGAAUCCGAGGAUGGGAAAUUGGCAGAUGCUUACAAAGCAAGUGGCACUAUUCGGGUUUACUUACCAAACAAGCAGCGUACUGUGGUGAGCGUGAGACCAGGCAUGACUGUACAAGACAGUUUAAAAAAGGCUCUAAAAGUUCGAGGUCUUCAGCCAGAUUGCUGUGCAGUCUUCAGGCUGCCACAGGGAUGCCCCAAGUACCGUAUAGAUUGGACCACAGAUGCUACCUCAUUGAUUGGUGAAGAGCUGGUGGUUGAGGUCCUGGACCACCUCCCUCUAACAACUCACAAUUUUGUCCGCAAAACCUUUUUGAAGUUGGCAUUCUGUGAUAUCUGUCAGAAAUUUCUUCUGAAUGGCUUUCGGUGUCAGACCUGCGGCUACAAGUUCCAUGAGCACUGUAGCACCAAAGUCCCUACCAUGUGUAUCGACUGGAGUAACGUUAGAGCAUAUCAAGCAGCCACAGCAUACUCCAGACUGUUCUCCACAUCCAACAGUGAUGGGGUAGUGCCGUCUAUUACACAAAUGACUACACGCCGAGUACGCGAGUCUUUUUCACGGCUUCCUGAGAGUUUGCAGUACAGGCAUUCCACCUCGCAUGCCUUCAACUGCCCCAUGCCUUUCUCAUCCAUAGAAGGUCAGCUCUGCCAACGGCAAAGGUCUUCAUCCACUCCCAAUGUUCACAUGUCCAGCACCACCAUGCCGAUUGAUAACAGCAUUAUUGAGGAUGUAAUAAGAAGUCACACUCAAAAAGUUCCUGCAUCAGCACUGUCGAAUAGUCCACCCAGCUUAAGUCCAACACGUGAAUCUAAGCAAAAGUCCCCAGUUCAAGCUCACAAAGAUAGAAGACCAUCAGCAACAUCAGAAGGAAUAAAGAAGAUUCGCCCCCGUGUUCAAAGAGAUUCCAGUUACUACUGGGAAAUAAAAGGGGAGGAAGUAGUAUUAUUGAAGCGAAUAGGCUCUGGAUCCUUCGGAACUGUAUUUAAAGGAAAAUGGCAUGGUGAUGUAGCUGUAAAGAUUCUAAAGGUAACAGAUCCAACACCAGAACAACUCCAGGCUUUUCGGAAUGAAGUUCAGGUGCUAAGAAAGACACGACACGUAAACAUCUUAUUAUUUAUGGGCUACAUGACUAAGUUUAACCUGGCUAUUGUCACCCAGUGGUGUGAAGGUAACAGCCUCUACCAGCACUUACAUGUGCAGGAAAUAAAGCUGGAGAUGUUUCAGCUAAUUGACAUUGCUCGUCAGACGGCACAAGGAAUGGAUUACUUACAUGCAAAGAAUAUUAUCCACAGAGACAUGAAAUCAAACAACAUCUUUCUUCACGAAGGCCUCACUGUGAAGAUUGGAGAUUUUGGCUUAGCAACUGUGAAAUCUCGAUGGAGCGGCUCCCAACAGGUUGGACAGCCAACAGGAUCCAUUCUUUGGAUGGCACCCGAGGUCAUCCGAAUGGAGGAAGUCCAUCCAUAUAGUUUUCAAUCUGACGUCUAUUCAUAUGGUAUUGUGCUGUUUGAACUAAUGACAGGGGAGCUGCCCUACUCCCACGUAAACAAUCGAGAUCAGAUUAUUUUCAUGGUGGGAAGAGGAUUUUUAACCCCUGACCUCAGUAAACUCUACAAAAAUUGCCCAAAAGCAAUGAAGAGACUUGUAGCAAACUGUUUGAACAGGAACAAGGAUGAUCGACCUCUCUUUCCUCAGAUUUUAUCCUCUGUUGAACUGUUGCAACAUUCAUUACCCAAAAUCCACCGUAGUGCCUCAGAACCUUCUCUCCAUCGAGCUGCACACACUGAAGACUUGAAUCCUUUAACCUUAACAUCAACAAGAGUGGUUGCUUGCUGAUUUCGAGUCAAGAGCAAUGGAAAAAGCUGUACAGUUACAUUUCUUUGGAUGCUACAGGCCAGUGAAUAAUAUGCAGCAUCUGUUCACUUGUAAUCAAUUCUGGAAGCUGCCAUUGUUCAGAUUUAAUGAUACCAACUAGUAAGGUAAAGGUGCAUCCAUUUCAUUUAAUGUGUGGAUUCCUGGGAAGUUUUAUGAAGCCUUUUCCAAAGAUGGACAUACAGCCUACUUGUACAUCAUGGAUUCUUGUGUGGCAGACAUAGCAUGCCCAUUGCCAUGCUUGGCACCAGACUUCAAACUGUGCACUCGUGCAAUGUGGUUGAAUUGGAAUCAACUAUAUUACAGCAUACUACAUGAUGAUCCAAUCAGCAAAUAACUUGCUUAUCAAAGAAGACGUUUCUAAAGCAAAUAUUCACCGCUUUGUAUUGACUUAGCAGAUGUGAGGGUUAAAGGUGGACUAAUGCGGUAAACUAUGAGUCAGUAUGAUGCAACAAGUGUGUUGAAGUGGUUAUAAAUAAUUGGGAGGUUUAUUGUUUAAGUUUUGUUUGUUUUUUUUGCAAUUGAGUGGGGAUAACACGGUAUUCCAUUGGAUACCUUUAGAGUUGUUGUCAGUCCAUGUAUUUUAAUAAAAUAAGUUAAUUUGCAUUUUAUACAGAACUAUAUGCAGUUCUUUUAGAUCAGUCUAUUCAGAACAUUAGAUAAUUGAAAAAUGUAAUUACAGUAUUUAACAGCAUUAAAAUACCAAAAAAUUA
Messenger RNA from Carcharodon carcharias (great white shark), 3351 nucleotides. Its product is annotated as RAF proto-oncogene serine/threonine-protein kinase-like. The record is from RefSeq and is a predicted model, not a curated record. The coding region runs from base 650 to 2602 and encodes 650 amino acids. The transcript is spliced from 18 exons. Gene Ontology annotation, biological process: signal transduction; protein phosphorylation. Gene Ontology annotation, molecular function: ATP binding; protein kinase activity. NCBI's taxonomy places the organism in Eukaryota, Metazoa, Chordata, Chondrichthyes, Lamniformes, Lamnidae. Gene Ontology annotation, cellular component: mitochondrion; cytosol; plasma membrane.